Megalobrama amblycephala (Wuchang bream) is the source of this 2179-nucleotide messenger RNA. Its product is annotated as trace amine-associated receptor 7c-like. Gene Ontology annotation, biological process: G protein-coupled receptor signaling pathway. Gene Ontology annotation, molecular function: trace-amine receptor activity. The record is from RefSeq and is a predicted model, not a curated record. Gene Ontology annotation, cellular component: membrane. Bases 126 to 1127 code for a protein of 333 amino acids. Lineage: Eukaryota; Metazoa; Chordata; Actinopteri; Cypriniformes; Xenocyprididae. The transcript has a single exon.
UGAUAACUGAAUAUUCAAAUAUCAUGGUAAAAUGAGGUGGUCACUGCGCUUCUCUAAGUAUAAAACUGAGUCAUAUUGAAGGCAGGCAUUCUCACCCAGAGUCUACUCUCCAAGAUAGAUCUGUCAUGGAAAUGUCUAACUGGGGAGUGACAAACAAGAACAAUCAAACAAUCCAAUACUGCUUUCCAAACAACAAUUUGUCUUGUACCAGAAGUCUCCGACCUGAAGCAGAGUACAUUAUUGUGUACAUUUUUGUUACAGUAACAUCAGUGUUCACCGUGUUUCUGAACCUGUUGGUGAUCAUCUCCAUCUCGCACUUCAAGCAGCUCCACACUCCCACCAAUGUGCUGAUCCUCUCUCUGGCAGUGGCUGAUCUGAUUGCAGGACUGAUUCUCAUGCCAGUGCAGGGAAUGAAACUGAUUGAGUCAUGCUGGUACUUUGGAGAAAUAUUUUGCUCUAUAUUUCCUUUUAUUGCUUAUGUGGUUGUUGUGGCAUCUCUUGGUACUUUAAUUAUUAUAUCUGUGGAUCGAUUCAUUGCUGUGAAUGACCCUUUGCGAUAUCCAAUGAAAGUCAAUAAUAACAGAGCUGUUGUUUCUGUUGUUGUAAACUGGUUAUUCUCCUUCAUAUACAAUUUUUAUCUGUUGUAUGAGUUUUUACUGUAUCCAGAGAGGAACCACACAUGUGUUGGAGAAUGCAUAAUUUCUAUUAAUUUGGAAAAUAUAAUACUAGAUGCUUUUGUUUGUUUAGUGGUACCUUGUUGUGUAAUUAUUCCUUUAUAUGUGAAAAUCUGCUUUGUAGCAAACUAUCAAGCGAAGCAUUUAAAUUCAGUCACAGACAAAAAGGCCAAAUCAGAAAAAAAGGCUGCAAGAACCUUAGGGAUUGUAGUACUGGUUUAUCUUCUUUUUUGGAUGCCAUACUAUUUAUAUUCUCUUUCUGGAGGACAUGAUGAAAAUGACGCUCUUAUAAUUAAAGUAAUGGAUUGGAUUGUGUGCAUGAAUUCCUGUAUGAACCCACUUAUAUAUGCAAUGUUUUAUCGAUGGUUCAGACUGUCAGCAAAAUACAUUUUGACAAUGAAAAUAUUUGAACCUUCAUCUGCAUACUUAAAUCUGUUCCCAGAAGAGAAAUGAUCACUUACACUCUCAUGCAAAUGUAAAUGAGAUAUUGUGUCUUCAAAUGAAAUAGAGCUUUUGUUUUAAGCACCUCCUUAUAGAACAUUAAUUUUGUUUUAAAUUAUGGUGUCUAACAUGUAUAUUGUGAUUAUAUUUGUGAGUGACACUAUCUGCUCCAUUUUUCAUUGAAAAGGAACGAUGCCUGGAAGAUAGAUGUUAAAAGAACAUUUAAUAUUUGUCACAGUAAAGUAGUUAUUACAAAGAUAUAAUUUAGUUUAAAUUAAAGAAACCUACUUUAUUAGAAGAAAGCAAGGUACAAUAUAUGUUGAUGCAUGGCCAUGGUAACUGUGCACUUACAGUAAAACAACUGAGACAAAUUUCACAACUUAAAUGAUUGAUGAUUGGCAAGAGUGAUGUUUAAUCAUUAUAAUGACAGUUAUUAUUAAGCUCUUCAUAUCUCCUGUUUUCUGACUGUUUUUGCCUCAUAAAAAAGAAUGAAUGAAAUAACCAGUAUGACAUUCAAAGUUCAUCAUAGUUAUGCAUUCAUUUUGUAUUUCUACAGUGUGUUAAGCAUUUACGUUAAAAAGGUAUUUAUUUCACCACAGUUUACAAUAUACAUUGCAUUAACGUGAAGAAUAUUUAAUUGCCAACUUGCAGAAAUUUUCCAUAAAUACUCUUUUUUUUUGAAAGAGUAGUGUAUUCAGUUCCUGAAUAAUAUAUAUAUAUAGGGGAAAGAUACUGUGAUUCAUUAACAAAUCAAACAAUCCCAACUGUGUUUAGGCUAACAGCUCUUAGUGAUGUGUCGGGUCCUCACAAUAGAAGCAGUACUGACACUUUUUGCAGGAAUAAGAGGGAACCCAGUGUGCCUAUAGCUUGCUUUAUUUCUGUUUUGAUGAGUGGCAGAAAAAGUAAGGCCUAUUUAGGACAUAUGGCAUAUCUAAUCUGCUCAAUAUUAGACACCAAAUCAAGCUGUGAUAUGAGGUCAAACAUAUAUAUUGUAAAUGGGAUGGCAAGUUUGCAGGUCACAAUGGCACUCAAACUACUUACAUCAUUCCAUAUUCCCCUCUAUU